GAUUCCUGCAAUUUACUGAGAGAGCAACCAAGACAAGAAAUAAAAUCACAGUUGAUCCCAGAAUGUUUCAGCCGAAGAUUUUUGAAGUAAAAGGUGACCGAAACUGUCCAGUUCAACUGUACUUGUUGUUUAAGAAUAAGAGACCAGACUUAUCUCCACAAGGAAGGUUUUAUCUAGGUAUCAACCAUAAAGUUUGUUCAGAUGAUGAGCCCUGGUACAUGAAAACACCGAUGGGAAAAAAUACCCUAGGAUCCAUUGCCAAAACGAUUAGUGAAAAGGCUGGAUUUUGUGCAAGGCACACCAAUCACUCUGGCCGAAAAACAGCUAUAACUAAAUUGUUGGAAGCUGGGUGUCCACCAACGGAGGUCGCACAAUUAUCAGGACAUAAAAAUAUCCAGAGCCUGAAUCACUAUCACACAAUGAGCAUAGAGAAACAAAGAAACAUGUCAUCAAUCAUCCACAAAACCAGCACUGUAACAUCAAGAAUUGACACUGAAAUGAACGACGGUUUGGAUGAAGAAUUAGUUGCAAGUUCCCAAGAAAUUGAAAGCACCUUACAUACAAUUCAUUCUUAUGAAGAAGUGCAAAACAAUCCAGUGCAGCAUGUCAUUGACUUACCAAUUGCUCAAAGCCCAGGGGGUUCGCUAAGAAUGAACCCAAUGUCAUUGUUUAAUGGUUGCACAUUUAAUAGUUCAAUCACAAUAAAUAUGAAAUAAUACUUCUAUACAUACAAGCGUAAAAUUAUGUAACAAUAAACGUAACUUAAAAAAAUGAUAUGAAUAAAAAAUAUCAUAAUAAAUAAACAACUAUAUAAAGUUAAUGAGUUAUUAUGUGUUCUUUUUUUAAAGUUUAUAUUUUUACAUAAUUCCUACCCCAAAUGAAGUAACGUCAAGGAUUUUAAAGGAUAUUAACUGUUAGAUACCAAUAUUCAAUAUUAUCAUGAGCUUACUGUUCUACUAAUUAUCUAUGAAAUCAUAAAUAAUCAUCCCAAAUUUUAACUGUCAUAAAAGACG
Messenger RNA from Ruditapes philippinarum (Manila clam), 1013 nucleotides. RefSeq lists its product as uncharacterized. The transcript is spliced from 3 exons. Gene Ontology annotation, molecular function: DNA binding. The record is from RefSeq and is a predicted model, not a curated record. The coding region runs from base 63 to 716 and encodes 217 amino acids. Gene Ontology annotation, biological process: DNA recombination; DNA integration. NCBI's taxonomy places the organism in Eukaryota, Metazoa, Mollusca, Bivalvia, Venerida, Veneridae.